Messenger RNA from Sphaerodactylus townsendi, 3013 nucleotides. Its product is annotated as zinc finger protein OZF-like. The record is from RefSeq and is a predicted model, not a curated record. NCBI's taxonomy places the organism in Eukaryota, Metazoa, Chordata, Lepidosauria, Squamata, Sphaerodactylidae. Gene Ontology annotation, molecular function: DNA-binding transcription factor activity; RNA polymerase II cis-regulatory region sequence-specific DNA binding. Bases 445 to 2004 code for a protein of 519 amino acids. The transcript has 5 exons. Gene Ontology annotation, biological process: regulation of transcription by RNA polymerase II.
CCGACAGAUCGGAAAUCGCAAGGCUUCAGACUUGGAGUUGUUGGCAAGAGCUGCCUCUUUGUGAUCGGGCAGCCUGGACUGGGCAGCCAGCUGGUGGUAUGCCUGCUUGCACAACUGGAUCUUUGCUGGGGGCGGGGGGGGGGAGGGGAUCUCUCACAUCCGACCGAAGUGGAAACUGUGCGCUGUCUGUUAUCAGACACAGACUCCCAGUCUGGUACCCCGGAGGCUCGCCGCGGUCUGAGCAGCCAGCCAGGGUCUCCAGAUGACACACGUGGGUCUGUGGGUACGCAGAGUGGGAAAAUCUUCCUUGGCCAUCAUUACAGAGGACAAUCUGGGCGCAGAUUUUUUUACACUGAAUCCUGUGUGUAAAUAUAGGGCAAAUGAUGAAAUGAGGCUGCCUGGCAUCAGUAUGCAAAGUCCCUGCAUCCUGCUGUGAGCAAGGAAAUGGCUUCAGCAGAGCUGGCUCAGGAGACAAAAGCGUCUGAGGCGGAGGAUGCAGAAAGGGAGAAAACAUUGGAUUUGCUUGUUCCUGGGCAAGCAUCUCCCCUCAGUAAUGACCAAGAUGACUGCGCAGCAGCCACAGGGAGUGAAAAUGAAGAAGAGAAUCCAGUUGUUUUGGCAUCUUUGUCAAGAGGCUUCAGAAGGAGUGUAUCCUCAGACAUUAUGGACAGAGAAGCUCAUGAGAAGAAGAGGAAAAGCUAUUUUGGAGAAAGACAUACUAGCCCCUCUUCCUACAUUGAAAUCCUGGGGGGUGCUCAAGGCUCUGCAAUCCACCAAAAACCUGGCCCCUAUAACAAGGAGCAUGGAAAAAUCCUUAGAGCCCAAUCCUCCAACCUCAUCAGCCAACAGAGACUUCAUAUGAGCAAAAAGCUCCACCGGUGUUCUGACUGUGGGAGAGACUUUGGUAUCUUCGCAAAUCUCAUCCGCCACCAAAGGACCCACAUUGGAGGAAAACCCCACAAAUGUCCUGAUUGUGGGAAAGGAUUUGGCCACAGCUCAGCCCUCAUCACUCACCAGCGCAUUCACACAGGGGAAAAGCCAUACGUGUGCAAUGAGUGUGGGAAAAGUUUCAAUGUGGUAUCCAACCUUCUGCGUCACCAAAGGAGUCACACAGGAGAGAAGCCUUACCAAUGCCCCGACUGUGGGCGCUGCUGCAGCCAAAGGUCUCACCUGAUCACUCACCGGCGUCUCCACACAGGGGAGAGGCCUUACCAGUGCCCAGAGUGUGGGAAAAGCUUCAACGUUAGCUCCGACCUGAUCAAACAUCAGAGAAUCCACACAGGUGAGAAGCCCUACGAGUGCCGUUAUUGCGGGAAGCGCUUCAGCGGCAGCUCCAACCUCAUCACGCACCAGCGGCUCCACACUGGCGAGAAACCCUACGUCUGCCCUGAGUGUGGCAAAAGCUUCAUUAUCAGCUCCAAGCUGAUUGCACACCAGCGAAUCCACGGGGUGGAAAAGUUAUUUGAUUGCACAGACUGUGGGAAGAGCCUUACCAAAAGGUCCCACCUGGCCAGGCAGCAGCCGAGCCCAUACCAUCGGGAGAAACGCUUCAAGUGCGGUGACUGUGGGAAGAGUUUUACCACCAGUUCCUAUCUCAUCACCCACCAGCGUACUCAUACUGGGGAGACUCCCUACAUCUGUGGGGACUGUGGGAAAAGCUUCACAGUCAUCUCCAACCUGGCCAGGCACCAGAGGAUCCACAGGGGUGAGAAGCCCUAUAAAUGCCCAGACUGUGGUAAAAGCUACAGCCAGCGGGCCCACCUGACAACACACCUGAGAGUCCACACUGGGGAGAAGCCCUAUGUCUGCACCGAGUGUGGAAAAAGCUUCAAUGUCAAUUCAUCUCUCACUAAGCACCGGAGAAUUCACACCGGUGAAAAGCCCUACAUGUGCCCUGACUGUGGAAAAUCUUUCAGUCAGAGCUCCAAUGUCAUCACUCAUCGAAAGCUCCACCAUGGAGAUAGCCUCCUUGGUGACCCCAUUAGGGUUGUUCAGAUCCAAUAGUUCUUCACAUUUCUAUGGAGAGACUGUAACCCACCUGAGAAUCUGGCUGCUUUUCAUUAACCUAUGGAAGGCCCCUUCCUUUGCCUUGCUUCAGUGCCCUGACUUCCAUUGAAUUGUGGGUAGGAAUUCCCCUCUUCCCUUGCAGUGGCUUGUGAUCACCUGCAGCCAUUAACUGCUGAGGCCUGGGGGAGGGGAGGAUACACAACGCUUUUGCUCGGUUGUCCAUCAGAGCUUCCAAACUGGCUGGGACACUUCACAUGGGAGUUGCUACAGCCUUCUUGCUCAGUUCACAUCUGAAAAUCGUUAUUGCCAGGAUAUGCGGAUGUUGUGAAUUCAUGGAAAGCCUUCCUAUCUGUCCUGCUAACUACAAUACAACCUCACUUAUGAGAGGACCCUCUUUUUGCUGAGGCAAUGAUGCAGGGAAAUUUCAGCCAGUUUUCAAACCCACAGAAACUCUUUGACUCUGGGGAAGCCUUUACUCCCCAACAGAACUCAAUCAUUCUUCUACCUAAUGAAGUCACAUUUGUGCUUUGCCUUCUAGGAGAAAGAACCAGAGCACUUUUAAACUGUUUUGUGCACUCCCACUUGGGAUUUCAGAUAACAGCAGCUGAUCCUGAACUAUGCUUUUGGGUGGGUGGAGACCAUCCCCUUUGUUUGAAAAUAACCUUUGCAAGUUGAUGUUGUUCUCCAGUACUGGAAAGAAUAAAGGCUGUGGCUCUGUGGUAGAGCACUCACUUGCAGAAGGCCCCGGCAAUUCCAGCGGAAAGCUAUUCUGUAUUAAGCUGGGGGUUGAACUGUAUGGCCCCUUCAGACUCUGUGAAUCUAAGCAUCAAAUAGCAGAUGAUGUGAAAGGCCUCUGCUUGAGACUCUGAAGAGCCACUGCCAAUCUGCAUAGGCAGUCCUGACCUUAAUAGACCAAGGAUCUGGCCCAGCUUCAUGGGAAUGUUGUGGAUUUCUUUCUAGGCUUGUUUGGUGCCUACCAUAUGGCAAUAAAAUGACGAUUUUGUUA